AUGGCCGACACGGUGACUUCGACAGCGCUGCCGGCGCUGUGCGAGGGGAGGCACCGCGGAGAUGGUCGCCAUGCCAUCAUCGCGGCUCCGGUCUCCACAGACGGCUCCAUGGACUACGUGGCGCUCUACCGCCAGUUCUGCGCGGAGGAAGGGUGCAAGGCAAACUCAGCGUUUCUCCGCUACCUUCAAGACUGUGGUGGCCACUUCAGCCUCGAGUGCCUAAACCUGGGCAACAACUACCUCGGCCCCAAAGGGCUACGGCCGGUGCUGCGCAUGAUUGACCUGUGCGAAACCACCCUCUCCCUCAACCUCCAGAAGAAUGGGAUGGACAACGACACUGUUGUGGACCUCUGCAAGGUGCUUCAGCGCCACGGCAGCAUCGCCUCGCUCAACUUGAGCUAUAACCCCAUCUCUGUUUCCGGGGGGAAGCGGCUGCUCCAACUUGUCGAAGAGAACCCUCGCAUCACCGAGCUGCUGCUCACCGGGACCCACAUUUUCGAAGGGCUGCAGAGUCGCAUCCGCAUGGCCCUGCAGCACAACGCCGCCGUCCAACUAGGCACCGGCCCGAAGAUGGAAACGAACAAGGAGGUGGCGAGCCCUGCCGUUGCGGUCAAGGCAGCAGGAAGUCGACCGUCGUCGCGCCAGCGCGGUGGCCCGGCAGUGGCCGCCACCCUGCCUGCUAUCCCCCCGCCCAAGGCGACGUUCAAAGUGACUUAUCAUCGUCCCUGCAGCUCCGACAAGGCAGUCACAGACGGCAGCUCUACAGGGGCAGCGGCAUCAGAGCCAUCGUCGCGGUAUACGCGGCAGGAGGUGGUGCUCGGUAAACCACAGCCUCGCCCGCCGCUCCCCGCUGUGGCCCCGCAGGAGCAUAAAGCCUUUCCUCUGAGCAAGGUGAAGGAUCUCAAGGCGCUCUUCGCCGAGCGGGCGCGGUUGCUCAUGGAGGUCAACCGAGGGGAGGCCAGCCGGCGCGCCUAUGCGGUGCGCCAAGAGCUCUUAGCUCUGGUGCGUCAUAGCCAACCUACCGGGGCGACUACCAGCAGCGCGCAGCCCCGCACGUACCCCGGCACUGCGACACCAAGCACUCCUCUGCUCGGCCCGCUGCCAAACGUGAACGAGGAGGACACUUCCACUACGCACAUCACCAGUGGUGGCGAGAAUGCCUCCGCCCACACCUCCGCCGCGCCACACCUCGCCGUGCCCAGUGGCGGGGAGAUAACAGCAGAAGUGGAGCCCAGCGACAGCGCCCGCGCAGCGCACCUGGCAGCUACAGAUGUGAGCGUCACUGACCACUCAGCAUCGGCCACGGUGGUGGGGGCGCGCUCUGCCGGGGCGGGGCUCGUGGGGGGAACCGCUGUGACUGCCCCAGCAGAACGGCCCGAGGCACACACCAUCGAGGAUGCGCUGGUUCCAGCUCGCAUGAUGCUCCUGACCACGGAGGAGAAGCUCACGGUGCUGUUCGACCAGGGUUGUCGCGAGUACAUGAAUCGCAACUUGGAUGCCGCGUACAUGGCAUGGAACGAAGCGAUGCGGGUGGCGGUGAGUGAGGGGCAGCGGGAGUGGAUAGCAGUGGUGGCCAGCAACCUGCAGCGGCUCAGCUACGAGCUCCUCGUCGAGGAGGGCGCCUCGCACCUCGAACGCGGGCAGCUGGAAAAGGCGUGUGACACGUUCAACCUCGCCUACGACGUGGCCACGAAGGCAAAGAACGCGGCGUGGGAACGAGAUGUGCGCGCCGCGCAGCAGAACGUGCAGAAGGCGCUCUUCCACCGCUGCCACGAGGCAGCCCUGCUCCUCUUUCGCCGUGCUCAGGAAGACAUGAGCGGAGGCACUGCAUCUACGACGGUGACGGAGGACGACUACUUUGUUCUCCCCGGCACGGAGGAAAUGGUGCACCACACUGCCGCCUUCGUGCGGGAGUGGUCGUGUCUGCUACUGUUGAAAGAAGCUAUCGGCUUGUGGGCGGAGGCAACACGGGUCAUUGCGCGGCUCAGCGAGGUGGCGGCCGCGCCGCUGAAGGAGUCCGUGAAGGAGGCCGUGUCACUCGUCGCUGCCUUCAUUGCGGAGCAUCACUUCAACGCGACGUCGCCGGAGAGCCUUACGUGGUUCGGUACGGACGCCUACCUCUACCACGAGCGCAUCCUUCUCAGCGAGCUUUGGUACGAUCUCGUCGCGUACAGCGAGCAGAACCUGCGGCACGGGCUGUUGAACGCCAUCUGUGCCGCCCAGCUGGGUGAGCUGUACGUCGCCACCUUCCAGCUUCCGCAGGCCCUUGUGCAGCUAAACAAGCUGGUCACCUACGGCCGUGCUCACCAACUCGCUGUGCUCGAGGCGACAGGGCUGACGCUCUGUGGCCGUGUGCAUCUUCAGCGAGCUGACUACGCGCUGGCGGAAGCGGCACUCGACGAUGCCCUGCGGCUUUGGACGGAGCUACGGAGCGAUCCAGCGGUGAAGGUGCUGGCGGAUGGCCGUGACACCGGUGCGUGGCAUCGCUACGACGUGGCGCUGAUGGACGCCUCUGCUGUAACAGCAGAUGAAUCCGCCGUCGCAUCCACUCAGAUGACGGUGGCUCACGAGAGUGCGGCGAAGGCGCCUGCUAAGGCGGCGGUCGUCGCACCCGACAGGCUUGAAGAGAAGGCGGGUACCAUUACCUACAGCUGCAGAAGCAGCACUCGCUUCCGUAUUGAGGCGCAUCUACCGACGGACGCGGUGGUCGUGCUAGCCAACAUGUGUCGGCACUACAAGGUGUGCCUGCUACUGCGCACGUACCGCUACAGCGCCGCCCUGGAGGCUCUGGAGAGCAGCCUCAACGAGGCCUAUAGCGACACCCUACGCGAGAAGCUGAGGCGCAAUUUCCACCUCAGCCCGUCGAUCGACGAGAUCGCGGCAAUCGCCGGCGUGCUCAAGACCCCACUUGUCUUUUACACCCUGACUACCAAGUAUGACUGGGCUGUCAUGGAGAGCGUCUACAUGGCGGAGGAGUCGCUGUGCAUGUGGGUGGUGGCCGAGUCUGGGGAGAUGCGCUUUGUAGAGGUGAACUUGACCAAGGACUUUAGGUGCACCCUCCGCGGCCUCAUAGCCUCGCUGCGGCAGCGGCUCGGCGUCGACCCAGAGAUGGCAGUGCAAACAGACAUCAUCACGGAGCUGCCGAGUCGCUCCUGGCAAGAACCGCUGCGGGUGCUCUACCAGGCCUGCAUCCAUCCCAUUAUCGGCUACGUGCGCGCGCUAGACUCGCAGCUGCUCUUCGGUGACGGCAUGAUUACUGUGGUUCCGUCUGGACAGAUGUGGCUGGUGCCCUUCCACGCACUGCUGAACGUCAAGGCCGGCGACCGGUACUUCGUCGAAGAAGCCGCCGUCCAGAUGGCUUUCUCCGCCACACAAGCAGCCUUCGCCGCCCUCAGUGCGGUGCGAGUGCAGCAGCAGGACCUGCACCGCGAGGUGGUAGCCGUGCAGGGCGACGCUGACCACGAUGCGGCCGACACUCUCUUCUGCACGGCCUUCCCGCCCAACACGGACAGGUCGGAGCAGGAAGGUGCAGCGGUGGUCGCGAUGCUGAGUGCCGGGCAGGUGCAGCUGGCGGAGUGGCUCGGCCGGCAUUCCACCCCUGAGAAGGUCGUCACCCGCAAGGUGGAGCUUGUAGAGAACGUGGAGUCGCUGCGAACAGUCUUGCCGCGCGCGCGCACCGUGCACAUAGCUACAGCCACUACCUCGGCGGCACCCCUGUCGCAGGCGGGCCCGGUCGACAGGACUGCCUCGCGGCCAGAAGACGAAGGCGGUCUACUGAUGCGCACUGCUGCUCGGAUGGGGGACAUUGGCUUGGUGCGGGCGGCCGAGAUUGCGCACAUGGGGCUAGCGGCGGAGCACGUCAUCUUGACAAACACAAACAUGUCGCCGCAGCACAUGGACGGCAUCCGCGACGAUGUGCUGCGGCUAGUGCGCGGCUUCUUUGGCAGCGGCGUACCGUGUGUUAUUGCAGGGCAGUGGUGCACGCCAGACAUGAAGCCAAUAGAGCUUUUUCGGCACUUCUAUGAGCAGUGGUGCCGCGCGCUGCGGACGUCGCAGGCUGAGCCGUCUGUUCAUGUGGUCGCCGCCACUGGAGACUGCGUGAGCCCCAGCAGUGCGCAGCCCACCGGAGCUCUGCAGCCGCAGCGCAUUGUGGGAGAGGAAGGGCCGGAGGAGGAUGGAGAAAUGGUGCGUCAUCGUGCGUUGCUGCUCGCCCGCUCUAUCCGCCACCUCCUUGUUGAGGAGCCGGCGAUGCGCUACCGACCACGUGUGUGGGCUGGUUACUACUGCAUUGGCUCUGGACGGUAG
Molecule: messenger RNA, 4305 nt
Organism: Leishmania braziliensis MHOM/BR/75/M2904
Lineage: Eukaryota; Euglenozoa; Kinetoplastea; Trypanosomatida; Trypanosomatidae
Exons: 1
Coding region: 1-4305 (1434 amino acids)
Source: RefSeq, a predicted model, not a curated record